Messenger RNA from Amoebophrya sp. A25, 569 nucleotides. Lineage: Eukaryota; Dinophyceae; Syndiniales; Amoebophryaceae. The record is from the annotation of a GenBank genome assembly.
GGUGCCAGCCGGGGAAGUCCAUUGUUACGGCUGUUUUACUUCAAAAAAGAGGUGUCAGUCAGCCUUUAACAUCCUUUCAUGAACAGGCAAUACAAAUACUUUGCUCCUUUAGAGACUGUCAAUUAUUAUUUACUAGUUAUGCUACUACUAGUCCCUUUAUGAUCAUAUUAGAUUGUGAAUAUAUUACUAUCUGGCUCGACUUUAACCCUACUGCCAAUCAAUUUACUACUGCUACUCGUCCCAAAGGUGACUUGGUAGAUCAUGAGUCAUCUCAUGAGUCAGGCGUCUCACCUGACUUUGGUAGGUGUAGAUUUUGCCGGCGGCUUACCGGUUUCUCGUCCAAUUUUUAAAUGUUUCGGGCGUGUAGCCAGUAGGAUACCAAAAAAAAAGGCCACAGACAUCGGGGACACAUGACAUAUAAUCAUUACAAGUAGGAGGACAAGAACUUCUCUUUUAUCCAGCGAUUAACUAAUGUCUUCAGACUGACCGUUUUUUUGUUUUGUCUUUUUUUCUAAAUUCGGAAGCAAGCGGGUGAGGAGUGCAAGCUUUAUAAAAGUGUGGGCUUCAGC